UUUGUUGGUUGCAUUUUGUAUGUGCUGUGACAGGAGAAUGAAUCCACAACCUUGGUAUAUCAGGACCAUGCUCGUAUUUCGAAACAGGACAUUCGUGAGCAGAUCUGGGACUACAUGGAAUCACAAAAUUUAGCUGACUUUCCCCGACCUGUUCAUCACAGGAUUCCCAACUUCAAGGGCUCUUAUCUGGCUUGCCAAGGCAUCAAAGACCUCGACAUUUUUGCCAGAACGCAGGAAGUUAAAGUGGACCCCGAUAAACCGCUGGAAGGCGUCCGGCUGCUGGCACUGCAGAGCCAAAAAACAUUGUUGGUGCCGACACCACGACUGCGAACCGGGUUAUUUAAUAAGAUCACACCACCCCCUGGGGCGUCUAAAGAUGUCCUGAGAAAAUGUGCCACCUCUCAGGGCGUGAGGAACCACAGCGUUCCCGUGGGCUUGGACUCCAGGGUCCUUGUGGACUUAGUUGUGGUGGGGUCCGUUGCCGUUUCUGAAAAAGGCUGGAGAAUUGGGAAGGGAGAAGGUUAUGCUGAUCUCGAAUAUGCCAUGAUGGUGUCGAUGGGAGCAGUGAGCCAGGGGACGCCAGUGGUCACCAUCGUCCAUGACUGCCAGGUCGUCGACAUACCUGAAGCGCUCCUCGAGGAUCACGACCUCACCGUGGACUAUAUUCUCACUCCCACGAGAGUCAUCACCACGGGGUGUGCGCGCCCAAAGCCAGCAGGGAUCAUAUGGUCUAAGAUCAGCUGUGAGAUGAUGGGGAGAAUCCCAAUACUCAGAAGCCUCCGCUCCCGAGAGAAGCAGGCUGGGAAAGAUGUCACCCUUCAGGAUGAGCACCAGCACCUUCCAGAACCGCACAGCCAGCACACAGCUCCGCCAGGCACUGUGAGAAGACCCCGCGACCCACCCCCGCAGGAGUCAGGUCCCGUGCAGGCGGGGGAUGUGCCCUCUAACACUGUUUACGUUGGGAACCUUCCCCGGGACACCCGAGUGAGCGAGCUGAAGAGAGCCCUCAGAGGACGGGGCGCAGCCCCCCUGCGGCUCACCUGGCAGGGGCUGCAGCACAGGGCCUUCCUCCAUUACCAGGAUCCAGCCGCAGCCCAGCAGGCCGUCUCCUGUUUGCAGGGCUUACACCUGGGUGCCAACACCUUGAGCGUGGCGCUGGCCAGGCAGCAGACGGCCAGUGACCUGGUGGGCAGCUGUGCUAGAGAGCCACACCCAGACCAUUGCCCGACCAUCUGAGUGGUGACAUGGGGGACUUCGGAGGCCUGCGCAGCAGGACGGGACAGAGCUGAUGCUACAGGAGCUGCCCUGACGGUCCUUUCUGGGAAGUCACAGCCUUCAGCUCCUGCGUGAUUGAAAACUACUUGAAGUCAACCAGUAGUGCCCUUCCUGCAUUUGGGAGGCUGAGGGCUCCAUGUGUUCAGUUCUGGUUUAUCACAGUCCCUUGGCUUGUUGGAUGGCAUAGCCAUGCUGGUUUCUCUGCAGAGACGGCAAUUGAGAGGGUGUAAGAGACCAAGCGAGAAUAAACCAGUAGGAGUAA
Molossus molossus (Pallas's mastiff bat) is the source of this 1537-nucleotide messenger RNA. It is a transcript of the gene MTHFSD, whose product is annotated as methenyltetrahydrofolate synthetase domain containing. The transcript has 8 exons. Bases 115 to 1236 code for a protein of 373 amino acids. Lineage: Eukaryota; Metazoa; Chordata; Mammalia; Chiroptera; Molossidae. The record is from RefSeq and is a predicted model, not a curated record. Gene Ontology annotation, molecular function: RNA binding. Gene Ontology annotation, cellular component: cytoplasm.